Molecule: messenger RNA, 807 nt
Organism: Ostertagia ostertagi
Lineage: Eukaryota; Metazoa; Nematoda; Chromadorea; Rhabditida; Trichostrongylidae
Source: the annotation of a GenBank genome assembly
AUGGAAUCGCUUCGCCUUCGAGUCAUAGAUCAGGAGAAGUGCCUGCAAAAGCUGCAAUGGUGGCCAUGCGGAAGCGAAUCCAACAUGACAAUCCUCAUGUUGUCAUGCAUGCGCUUCCUUGUAUUAGAUGCUUGUGUCAAGAACUGCGGCCACAAGAUCCACGCGGAAAUUGCUACAAGAGAGUUUAUGGAAGAGUUUAAGAAUUUGGGGAUUGGAAGCCAGUACGAAGAUGUCAAAACAAAGGUUCUGGAAAUGCUGCAGUGUUGGGCCAUGGCGUUUGCUAACAAGCCAGAAUACAAAAUUGUUGUUGAUACGCACAAUCUUAUGAAACUAGCUGGUUUCGAUUUUCCAUCCAUCAAGGAAGCUGACGCAAUGUUCUCCGCUCAGGUAGCUCCUGACUGGCAUGAUGGCUCCGAGUCUGCCGAUCCGAAUUUUCGCUUUUCAAUCGUAAAGCACCACUGCCGCGCUUGUGGUCAAAUCUUCUGUGAUCGCUGCAGCACCAAGGAAAUUCCUUUGCCACAGUUUGGAAUUGAAAAAGAGGUUCGCGUGUGCGAUGCAUGUUUCGAGAAGAUUUCAUCCAAAACGAGUGAAACAAAAGUAGUUAAGAGUGAGCCAUUAGCUUCUACGUCGGUGAAAGAAGAUAUCUCACAAGCUGAAAAGGAGAAGCUAUUGAAGGAAAAGGAGGAGGAAGAUCUGGCAUUGGCUCUUGCUAUAAGUCAAAGUGAAGCAGAGGCGAAGGAGCAGGAGCGGCAAAAAUCCUUGUACGCAAUAUACAACGGUGAUACUACGGGCGCAUCCGCAGUUAAC